AGUGGGCCUAGCGCAGUGCUAGUGCCCUUGCCUGGUGACGGACCGGUUCUUCUAAUGAAUCUUCAGUUCAGUUCAGUUUUGGCUUUCUGCCUUUUGCUUUCUCCCGACUGAUCUUAGAUCACUUAGUUUGAAUUUUGGAGUGUUUGUGGAAAGUAGUUACCGGUAACUAUUACCAGAUUACUUUUAUCGUUCGGAGAAGUAGUUCGCGUAGCUGAACGCUACAUGCUGUGACUUCUCUGGCAGACACGAUCGUCGACGUCCACCAUCGUCCACCGCUAGGGCUCGAACUGGUCAAGUUAUCACCUAGUAUUUCUACAGACAAUCACUUUGAAUCAGUGAAGUUUUGAAUUGCCACCACAAAAUUCUAAGUCCGCUAUUUUGUCUUUUCGGUGUAUCUCAUAAUCUGUCGACGGAUGAUCUCGAGCUAAGUAACUUAGUUCAUAAUACCAUAGAAAUAUCGAUCCUCAUGCAACGGCUACAUUGGCUGCGGAGGUGAUCUAUUCUGCACGGGCUGCAGUUCAGUCUUGCGCUGCCCAGUGCCGGCCCGGUGGAUUACUUUAGUCUGCGACUAGCCACUCUGAUCUGCCACCGCGUACCGACGAUCUUACAGCUGCAUUGGCAAACAUGGAGAAGUCUUCUGCCAGUGUGGAUAUCACUGAUGGUCUGGCAUCACUGCAGUUUGGCAGCGGUAACGACAGCGAGCUGUUGGGCCUGCUGCCGCUGAAAAGAAGAUUUCGCCAGCACACGUGUGGCAGCUGCGCGGCUGCUGCGUUCUUCGUUGCCAGCUUGAACGGGGCGCUGAAGCUAGCCUUGAGCACCUCCAGAAAUCCAAUCAGCACCGUCUCUGCACGGCGUGGCGCCGCGUUCUGGAAGCAGCGAAAGCGCCACGGUGCUGCCGCUGAUGAUGUUCGGCUGCGAGUGGGGUUCAUUGGCUGCGGGCGGCUGGCCAGGCAACUGCUGUCCGUACUGGUUGCCUUCAGCUCCGUGAAGCCGUGUGAUGUAGUUAUCAGCACACCACGACUGGGUGAAGUGGAAGAUCUGCAGGCACUGGGUAUCUCGUGCAUUUUUGAUAACCUGCAAGUUGUGCAGCAAGCUGACAUCGUCUUUCUCUGCUGUCUGUCUUUCGCGCUGAAAGAGGUCGCGUCGGACAUCUUUGGCCAAAUUCCUCCACGGUGCAUCAUUUACAGUGUAGUUGCCUCUAACCCAGCCACGCGCCUGCGCAAUAUCCUCCGGCACGACCAGGUCGUGACGUUGCCACAUGCUGAAAGAGGCGAUACAGGUGGUGAACGAAAAGCCAAUGAAUUCUCUGGUCAUGGUUCAAGCGUUGCUUCGAAAUCCACGGUACACUCUAGCGGAUUGGCUGCAGGAAGCAGCGUGCAUGCAUCAACCAGUCAAAGCCUUCUCUCCGUCGAUUAUGCUCCCAUGAGGGAGACUGCUGCUCAGUCAGACCAGUUCACAGCACCGUCGCUAAGAGACGAGGGCCUGGAAAUGCUAACGCAAAGUCUCCCGUGCAUCAGCACAGUCGGUGACGACAGUGAGAGGCAUGUCGCGGCGCAGCACAUCUUCACGCUGCUGCGCUCCCGCCAAUUCUGCACCGACAUUUUCCCACUGGCACGACUGCUUACAUCUGAUCACGGAGCUCUUGCUGACGAUGACGGCGGUAUUGUCACAGUUGAUGAUGGUAUAAACUGGGCAGCGCAGUUAACCGUCGCUGUUUGGAAUAUGAUUCUAUCACUGUUUAGUUGCUCUCAUUCAGAAGCGGUAUCGAUCAUCAACUGGGUCCUGUUUGACAGGAAGUCGUCGCCGGAAUCACACCUAUCCCAGCAGACACAUGUGCUUAGCUCUUGUUUUCUAUGCCCGGACGACUUGCAGCUCAGUAUAGCCAGCGGACCAGGUUGUCAUGGCACAGUACGGAACGAUGGUGCAGCCCUACAAGCGAAUGCCCUUGGUUUAGACGAUUUCGCUCCACAGUACUCCUUGUGCGACGUCCAAGUGGCCUUCCCUUGUCUUUGGGCUCGUUUCACGGAUGACCUGGAUUUGGCCGGAGCCAUUCAAAAGAAGUUCUUGGCGCUGUUCGGAAUGUCAUCGGCUCUGCACGGGAAAUCAGCGACAAAAAUCAGCACCCGUUCUUGGUCCACGAAGCCGCAGAGAGCAGCAUGAGACCGCCCUGAACUAAGCUGUCACUUCAAGACAUGCUACUGAGUGGUACACACAGCAUAUGGUACGGUGUAUACACUGCAGAUACCGGUCAGUCGCCUAGGGUACUAUAUCUUGAGUAUAUAGUCUUUCACUGUAGACCAAAAAUGCUCUUUGAGAUCAUGUGACUUGAAGCAGAGACUUACAGAUUUGCACACCGGUUCUGGUUUUAGUAACAAAUCUCCUCCAGUCCACAUCACUGUCAUCGGUACUGCAUGUACCACUACAUACACUGUAGUAACAGUCUGCGCCUUCAGGGAUAUACAGUGUUUUAGUUGCAGCCACAGGACAUUUCCGCACGAGCUAUAACUAUAAGUCAUCAUCAUGGAGGACUUGCCCUAUUCAGCUUGUCCCCAGGUCCUGUGAACAGUACUUGGAGACGGUUGAAUUACAGAGAAUUAUCUACAACGUAUCUAAUUAUAUUCUAUUUAUUACGAUAGAAAACUCGUCCACAUCAGUAUUCCUAUUAUACAAUUUAGCUUGGGUAUAACGACACUCCACACUCCCUCAGGAGCCACCGUGUGCUGCACUGGGCAGCACAGCGGGCUCUUUCGUCGUUGUUGAUGAUCUGUUUUUACACGGC
Sycon ciliatum is the source of this 2779-nucleotide messenger RNA. RefSeq lists its product as uncharacterized. Bases 625 to 2160 code for a protein of 511 amino acids. Gene Ontology annotation, biological process: L-proline biosynthetic process. Gene Ontology annotation, molecular function: pyrroline-5-carboxylate reductase activity. The transcript has a single exon. NCBI's taxonomy places the organism in Eukaryota, Metazoa, Porifera, Calcarea, Leucosolenida, Sycettidae. The record is from RefSeq and is a predicted model, not a curated record.